This is a messenger RNA of Malurus melanocephalus (red-backed fairy wren), 2139 nucleotides long. RefSeq names its product E74 like ETS transcription factor 3 (gene ELF3). Gene Ontology annotation, molecular function: DNA-binding transcription factor activity, RNA polymerase II-specific; sequence-specific DNA binding. Gene Ontology annotation, cellular component: nucleus. NCBI's taxonomy places the organism in Eukaryota, Metazoa, Chordata, Aves, Passeriformes, Maluridae. The record is from RefSeq and is a predicted model, not a curated record. The coding region runs from base 138 to 1250 and encodes 370 amino acids. Gene Ontology annotation, biological process: regulation of transcription by RNA polymerase II; cell differentiation. The transcript has 9 exons.
GGGCAGGGCUUGCCCAUCGGCACCAGCCUCGCGGGGCCCAUGAGCAGUGGCUAGCGGCCAGCAGGGCUCCGUCCAUCUCCCCUGGCUCCUCUCUGGAUUAGCUGCCGCUCCCGGAGCUGCCAUCGCAGAAGAGCUCCAUGGCAGGAUCUUGUGAGAUCAGCAACAUCUUCUCCAACUACAUCAGCGCCAUGUACCAGCCAGACGAGGUGCAGCCAGCCCUGGACGUGCUGGGACACCUUGGGGACGACAGCAGCCUGGGGCUCGGCCUCCCUGCCAGCCAGCCCCCAGCUCAGAGCACAGACAAGCCCGAGUGGUUCAGCGAGCUGCCCUACUUCUGGACCAAGGUGCAGGUGCUGGAGUGGAUCAGUUACCAUGUGGAGAAGAACAAGUACGAUGCCAGCUCCAUCGACUUCUCCUGCUGCAACAUGGACGGGCACGCGCUGUGCCACUGCAGCCGGGAGCAGAUGCGCCUCAUCUUUGGGCCCCUGGGGGACGAGCUCUACGACCGCCUGCACGAGAUCACCUCUGAUGAACUGAAUUGGAUUAUUGACCUGCUGGAAAAAGAGGAUGCGACUUCCCAGCCCUUCCUGAACUCCAGCCACCUGGAGCUGGGAAAUCCCUGCACCAAGGACUCCCUGGAGGACUUAAAGCCCACAAACCCUUUCCUAUCCACAGACUUCACCUGCUUGCCGGGUGCCAUGUCCCCAGGCAGCUCUGAUGUCUCAGGGCCUGUGAUGUCCCACAGCCCCAACUCUCAGGACUCCGGUGGAAGUGACCUCGACCUCGACCCUGCAGAAUCCAAGCUCUUCCCUGAUGACCACUUUCCAGGCAGCAAAAAGGGUGACGGCAAACACGGCAAACGGAAACGGGGCCGGCCCCGAAAGCUCAGCAAGGAGAGCAGAGACUGCCUGGAGAACAGGAAGAGCAAACACUCCCCAAGAGGCACCCACCUGUGGGAGUUUAUCCGGGACAUCCUGAUCCACCCCGAGCUGAACGAGGGGCUCAUGAAGUGGGAGGACCGGCGUGAGGGCGUCUUCAAGUUCCUGCGCUCGGAAGCGGUGGCUCAGCUCUGGGGCCAGAAGAAGAAAAACAGCAGCAUGACCUACGAGAAGCUGAGCAGAGCCAUGCGAUAUUACUACAAACGAGAGAUCUUGGAGAGAGUGGACGGGCGACGGCUGGUGUACAAGUUUGGGAAGAACUCGAGCGGCUGGAAGGAAGAGGAGGUGCUCAACAGGAACAAGGAGCUGUAGGAGUCCUGGACGAGCCAGGGUCUGCCAAGCCCCUCAGGGCCAGCCCUGAGCUGGGCUCCUUGACAGGAAACUUUGCCUGAAGCUGUAUCUGGAAGCUGCUGCCCCGUGCAGCGUGUGGAACUCGCGUGGGCACGCUCGUGUGUGCCGGUGACUGCCAGCACCGAGGGGCUCAGAGCCACAUUUUGGCUCCAGUAGGUUCUUGCCAAACRUGCUUUCCCUUGUUGGAUUCGUACCUGGAGCCACGGGGACUGGGGCUGUUUCAAAGCCUGGACGGAUGCAGAGGGGAAGAGAAGUUGUGCUGUCACCCCACCUCCAGCUGGGCAGCRGAGCAGCACAUUUGUGUCACCCGUGACUGGACAGGGCUUGUCCCAGCUGGGGGGUGUCCCCUGUCACUGCUUGCACCRUGCCCCGUCCUGCUGGCUGCACGUGGGUUGGGUGAGGCCCCCUUUGUGGAGCAGCUUCUCAUCUAUCAGAGAAGAUGACAACAUUGUGGAGCUUCCCCUGGCCCCAGAAAGCCCUCAGUGAGAAGAGGACGUGGGACAGCGUGCUGCAUUUUCCAGCCCAGCUGUCAGGCUGUGGCUGGAGAUGGGCCUUUUCCUCAAAAGUAGCUUCUAAUUUAUGUAAGACCCAAAAAAACAAAGCACAGAGUGAAUGUACAGAUAUAUUUUUUCACGACUGAGAUGUUCCAGUGUGAGAGUGUGUGCUGUGGGGCACACAGGUGUGUGGUGGCAGGUGGUGAUGCUCAGCUGGACUGAAGUGAUGUCACAGGGCACAGACUGGUGCUGUGCCAGCCACGGGAGGGGACGCCAACCCAGCCAGGCACCGGGCAGGUGCAUGUGGUUUCCUCCUUUUCAAAUGGGAAUAUAAGAUGAAUAAAUUGUUGGUUUGU